UGUGGCCUUCUUUCUCUUUAGUUUGCACUAUCAGAAUGAUUAUUAUAAGAAUUAGUUUGUGUAUUGAAGGAUGGAAAAUUAAAAGAGAAAUCAGCUGGGAUUAUAGCUGGAGGUGGAGCAGGGUCAUGCACAGGCUCUGGGUUCAAAUCCCAGCACCAAGAAAUAAAUGAAUAAGUAAAAGAGAAAUCAGUCCCUAGGACAUCACGAUGCCUGCUGGGUGAGGGAGGGGCAGCAGGACUGGAGAUCCAGGGGAGAGGGUCAUCCGAUGACCCAGGCAGUGGGAACUGCGUUUGCAAAGCUCUCCCCUGGGUCUCCCACGUGGGGGAGCAGCUAGAGAGGAGGCUUGCAUUGAUUUGAUGAAGCUUCUGAACUUUAUCUUGGGAUCAGUUUAGAGCUAAGGAAAGGUUUUCAGCAGGGGAGCCGCACAAUCUAAUGUAUGUUUUAUAAAGUUCACCCUGGCUGCUGCAGGAACAGACUGGAGGGGGCCAGGUGGCUGCUGGGAGGAAUGGACAAUCAGACCGUUCUGGCUGUCCAGUCACUGUUGGAUGGCCAAGGAGCAGUCCCUGACCCAACAGGCCAGAGUGUCAAUGCACCCCCUGCCAUCCAGCCGUUGGAUGACGAGGACGUCUUUCUCUGCGGGAAGUGUAAGAAGCAGUUCAACUCCUUGCCAGCCUUUAUGACCCACAAGCGGGAACAGUGCCAGGGGAGUGCUCCUGCCCUGGCCACAGUCUCGCUGGCCACAAACAGCAUCUACACCCCUUCGGUAGCACCUGCCGCGGUCCAGCAGGUCCCGCCUCCUGCCAAUCGCCAGAUCUCCACGUACAUCACGGUGCCCCCGUCCCCACUGAUCCAGACCCUGGUGCAGGGGAACAUCUUGGUGAGCGAUGAUGUGCUCAUGUCUGCCAUGUCGGCCUUCACGUCCCUGGACCAGCCCAUGCCCCAGGGGCCCCCGCCUGUGCAGAGUCUGAACAUGCAUCCUGUGCCCGGUUACCUUACGCAGCCUCCUCCUCCUCCUCCACCCCCACCCCCUCUGCCUCCGCCGCCACCUCCACAACCCCCGCCACCCCCACCCCAGAGCCUGGGUCCCCCUGGGCGUCCCAACCCUGGCGGCAGUGGCGUGGUGGAGGUGUACAGCGCUGCUGCGCCCAUGGCUGGCAGCGGGACAGUGGAGAUCCAGACUCUGGGGAUGCAGCCCUACCCGCCGCUGGAGGUACCAAACCAGUGUGUGGAGGCUCCAGUGUUCCCCACACCCCCGGUGUACAGCCCUGGCAAACAGGGAUUCAAACCGAAAGGACCAAACCCUACUGUCCCUAUGACCAGCGCCACCGGGGGCACAGUGGCCACCUUUGACUCCCCGCCAACACUGAAGACCAGACGGGCUAAAGGUGCCAGUGGACUCCCGGAAGCUGCAGGGAAGCCGAAGGCUCAGAGGCUCAAGUGCUCCUACUGUGACAAGUCAUUCACCAAAAACUUCGACCUGCAGCAGCACGUCCGAAGCCACACCGGUGAGAAGCCCUUCCAGUGCAUCGCGUGUGGCCGUGCCUUCGCUCAGAAGUCAAACGUCAAGAAACACAUGCAGACCCACAAGGUGUGGCCUCCAGGGCGCAGUGGUGGCACUGUUUCUCGCAACUCUGUGACCGUCCAAGUCAUGGCCUUAGACCCCAGCAGGCAAGAGGAAGAGGAGAAUGCAGGGUUGGGCCAGAGCCUGUCCAGCGCGCCCCAGCCCCAGGCCCUGCCUGCGGCAGGUGAGGCAGAGGGGGACAGGCUGGAGCCCAAGCAGGUGGUCCUCAUCGACAGCUCCUACCUCUGCCAGUUCUGCCCCAGCAAGUUCAGCACCUACUUCCAGCUCAAGUCCCACAUGACCCAGCACAAAAACGAGCAGGUGUACAAGUGUGUGGUCAAAAGCUGCGCCCAGACGUUCCCCAAGCUGGACACCUUCCUGGAACACAUCAAGAGCCACCAGGAGGAGCUCAGCUACCGCUGCCACCUCUGUGGCAAGGACUUCCCCUCGCUGUACGACCUGGGCGUGCACCAGUACUCCCACAGCCUCCUGCCGCAGCACAGCCCCAAGAAGGACAGCGCCGUCUACAAGUGUGUCAAGUGUGUCAACAAGUACUCCACUCCCGAGGCGCUGGAGCACCACCUGCAGACCGCCACGCACAACUUCCCCUGCCCGCACUGCCAGAAGGUGUUCCCUUGUGAACGCUACCUGCGGCGUCACCUGCCCACUCACGGCAGCGGGGGCAGGUUCAAGUGCCAGGUGUGCAAGAAGUUCUUCCGGAGGGAGCACUACCUCAAACUGCACGCUCACAUCCACUCAGGUGAGAAACCCUACAAAUGCCCUGUGUGCGAGUCUGCAUUCAACCGCAAGGACAAGCUGAAGAGGCACAUGCUGAUCCACGAGCCCUUCAAGAAAUACAAAUGCCCCUUCUCGACGCACACGGGCUGCAAUAAAGAGUUCAACCGGCCAGACAAGCUGAAGGCUCACAUCCUGUCCCACUCGGGCAUGAAGCUCCACAAAUGCGCCCUGUGCAGCAAGUCCUUCAGCCGCCGCGCCCACCUUGCCGAGCAUCAGCGUGCGCACACAGGCAACUACAAGUUCCGCUGUACUGGAUGUGCCAAGGGCUUUUCCCGCCACAAAUACCUCAAGGAUCACCGCUGCCGCCUCGGGCCCCCAAAAGACAAGGACCUGCAAACCCGGCGGCCACCCCGGAGGAGGGCUGCUCCCCGCAGCAGCAGCAGCAGCAGCAGCAGCAGUGGCGGCAGCGGUGGUGGUGGGCGCAAGGCGGUGACCCCCUUGCAGGACCCACUGGGACUAGAGGAGCUGAAGGAUGCAGGGGCGGGGCCAGUGCCCGAGGCCGCCCCAGGCAAGCCACCCUUCACCGAGCAGGAUGCCGUGCUGUCCAUUGUGGUGGGUGGCACAGUAGGUGGGGACCCUGAGCUGGUCGUGCCAGGCCACGCGGAGGGACUGGGCCCUAACCUGGCACUGGCAGAGCUGCAGGCGGGGGCUGAGGGCUCGUGUGCCAUGCUUGCUGUGCCCGUCUACAUCCAGGCCUCGGAGUGAUGGCGGGGCUGUUGCCCCCACAGCCAACCUGACGCCUGCUGGCCUCGGGGUCCAGGCCGACCGUCCGGGUCCGGGGCGGACCAGAGGUCCUUCGGUGCAAGUGAGCCAUGGCAGAAGUCCUUUUGGAAUGCCAUGUAUAAAGCCCGGCCCAUGGCUGUCCCUCUGGGUCCCCAGCCUGCUGGAGAGCCCUGCAGCACCUGGGGUCUGGGGCAGGAUCGUGUUCUGCUCCAGGACAGAGCAAUGGCAAGAAGCAGGGCCGGAGCCUGAGGAGCCCCGUCUGGCUGACCUGGGCGGCCUCUGAUCCGGCUGCUCUUCAGGAGACUGGACAUGGCCAGGGUCCUUACCUACUGGACCUUUUCCCAUAGGGUUCCUCACAGCGUCCCCAGAAAACCGUGCAGUAGGCAUAGGUGGCCCUCCAGCAUACAUGGCGGGUAGAUUACAGCUGCGAGCAGAUCGGGCUGCAGGUCCACGAGCCGCUGUGCACUUGCUGUGUGGCCUCGGGCAGGCCCCAUCACCUCUCUGAGCCCCAUGUUUCUCACCCAUACGGUGGGGCCUGUGGCAGUCCUACCUCCUGGGUUGUCUUGGGGGCUCGGCAUGGUGACAUAUGCCAAGCAUUUGCCAUGGUGCCCUGCACUAGAAAAGUGCUCAAUAAAUGUUCCUGUCACGAGUCCAGCGCUCAGACCCCAUCCUGGCGGUCCUUCCUUAACCCCGGGGUGACCGUCCUCCCCGCUGAAGCCUGGGGGCUGAGCAGGCUGGCACACUGCAGCCACUGGAGGUUAUGAGGGAGGGGUGUCACAGAGCCUGCUCUGGGCACACACCCCAGGGGGAGGUUGGUACUCGCUCAAGAAAAUUCUGGAUCCCGCCUCGCCCCAGCCCUUUGGAACCAGGAACUCUGACCAGAGCCAGGAGUCCAUCCUGAGCAGACCCUGCGUGGCCAUCAUGCCCGCCUCUAGCUCUCCCCUCUGCUUCCCUCCCCAGCUAGUCCAGGUGGGAGGCAGGGGGAGAAAAGGGCCUCAACCCAGGUUUUCCCAGCAACAUUGCGGGAGAGGAAGCCGAGGCCGGGAGAGCAGCCAGGGCAGAUACUGAGCUUCCUUGAAGGCCAGCACGUCCCUCAGGCCACAGUGUUGGGACGCAGGGCUGGAGCUCAGAGCCAGGCCCCACUCCUGGCAUGCUCAGGAAAGGGGUGAUGUGGCAGCGGGGACGAAGCUGAUCAGGGUGAGGCUGCGAGCAUCCCAGACUGCAGAGGGCCAGCAGAGGGACCGACUGGUGGGGACCCAAGUUUCAGGGGAGCUGACAUUUGAGCUGGGUCUUUGCAGAGAAUGCUCUGCUGGGUGGAUGGAUAGGGAGGGCGGCCAGGGAACCAGGGAACAGCAAGGUGGGAGCAAAGACCUCGAGGGCCGGGGCUGAGCAGAGACUCGGAGGAGGGCAGGGAAGUGAUGACCGCCAGCUCUUUGAUCCUCCUCCGUGACGGGUGCUGCUAAGCAGUUUUUACUUCAUGUUGCCUCAGCCCAUCAGGCGAGUGCUAUUACUUGCUGUAUUUUACAGUUGAGAAACGGAGGCCCAGAGAGGCAAAGGUCCUCCCAAGCUCACACAGACGCUAAGCUGCAGAGCUGGGGUUUGAACCAGAGAGACCUGCCUCCUCACGUGCUGCCAGCCACUUGGCUCUGUUGAACUAUGGGUGACUGGCGAAUGAGAGGGCCUUGAACGUUGAGUGAGGGAAUCUGGACUUCACUCUGUAACGCAGGACCUGGGGGCAGCACGCAUGUUUUUAAAUUGGAUCAAUGACGUUAAAGGAAACAUUUUUUCUCCAUUCUGGUUCGAGUAGUUAAG
Messenger RNA from Sciurus carolinensis (gray squirrel), 4894 nucleotides. RefSeq names its product zinc finger protein 341 (gene Znf341). Gene Ontology annotation, cellular component: nucleus. Gene Ontology annotation, molecular function: RNA polymerase II transcription regulatory region sequence-specific DNA binding; DNA-binding transcription factor activity, RNA polymerase II-specific. The record is from RefSeq and is a predicted model, not a curated record. Bases 437 to 3064 code for a protein of 875 amino acids. Lineage: Eukaryota; Metazoa; Chordata; Mammalia; Rodentia; Sciuridae. Gene Ontology annotation, biological process: regulation of transcription by RNA polymerase II. The transcript has 15 exons.